UCCUCCCUAGUCCCUCCUCAGUUGUAAACAGUCGCUCGUAGAUUUUCGUGCUCUUUUUCCGUUCGCAUCCUCGAUUUUUUUUAUGCUGUGUUUGUUUGUUUGUUUGUUGAGUUUCUUGUGUUCCGUCGGACGACAAGCUUGCCAGUGAGACGCCGCCGAGGGACAAAAACCAAUUCAGCCGGAGGCGAUGACGGAUUUUAUGUACCAACCUUCAAGUCCCGGAGGGCACAGCGACAGCUUCAGGCUAGGCUUGCGGGAGGGGUGUAGAAGCCCUGUGAUCGGUCGUUACACAGGCGUCGAAGACAGGCCCGGUGGCCUGGGACUUUGCGAUCUGAAGCACAGCAAAAGCGACGACCUCAUGCUUCAAAGUGCGCCGAUAAAUCCGCCCGAGAUACAACACGGUAUCAGCGAAGCUUCACUCCAGAUCCAGAGGGAAGCGUGCGUAGUAUACGAAGACGACCUGGCGCCUUCAAGCCUACCGGUGUACUUCAGCGACAGUGAAACUUUGAAGUCACCACCUCCGACGGUCAUGGAUAAACCACCUUUGAAAAUCACUGGUGAUUUCGGUUCCGAAGUCCAAUCGAAAAGGACGAGCCAGUACAUCCACGACAGAAUAGAUCCUGAGGACAGCAUCAAAGACAUUAUUUCUGAAAACGAUUUCUACAGAUUCGUAUUGUUCAAGAGGCAUUACGAAAAGUAUUUGGACAUUUCGAAAAAGUACGAGGAGGCUAGAAAUAUAGCUUAUUAUCUAGAAGAAAAGUACCACGAAAUUAAGGCGGAGAGAGAUAGUCUGGAAUGUACCAACAAGGAGCUUGAAAAGCUUCUGGAAGCCAAGGAGGCCCUGGUCGACCAAAAGGAAGACGAGCUCUUCCUCCAGUUGGAGAAAGCUAUAAGACUGGAAGAAGACUGUGAAAAGUUGAAAGCCGAGAAGGACAAAAUCGCUGAAUGGAAGGACCGGCUUGAAAGGGAAAAGAACGAAGCUUACAGACAGCUCAGACUUCAAGCUGACGAGUCGGAAGCGACAAGAAGAAGGUUGGAGAGAGCCAGGAACGACGUAGUUAAACAAGUAACGGCCAUCGUCGCUGAAAAAGACUGUUUGGAAAGAGAGAAUGCCAGACUUAAAGAUGCUUUGAGAGAUGUUGAAAUCAAAGGAAGCGGAAGAAGAUAUUUAAGAAACAUGGCCGGCCUCGAAAAAGAGGUAAGUGAUUUGAAGAUGGUGGCAAAGCAGAGUGCAACCCUAAACAGCCAGCUAAAGAAAGGUAUGAAGCACCUGGCAAGUUGCAGGCGGCGGAAGUGCUCUGUCUGUGCAUACACAAGGGCCACUUUUGGAGAUUAUCAUAACGCGAGGAGUGGAAAGCUUUUGUCUUGUUUCAACGGUGGACUCGGGGACAAGCGUUUGAAAACGUUUCAAAGGAACGAUGACGAGGACGAAGCCGGGAGCAGCAGGUCGACACCCGCGACACCAGAACUUUCGCUCAGGCUCUCUCACCUUUCUCUGUCUUCGCCGACAGGGAUGAGGGUGAACAUGUCGUACAUCGACGACGGCUCGUCCGACAGCGACUGCGAGGGGGAGGUCAGGUAUGCGCCGACUGUAGUUUCCAACGCCAGCUCCUCCGCGCCGCACGCCUUCAGCUCCGACUCCGGCUUCUCGUCCGAGAUCUGCGACCCUUCGCUCACGCCCACAAAAUCAUUCACGAGGGCUACCAAGUGGACGUCGUCUUUCCGCAAAUUGAUAAGAAGAGUCUCAAAACGCCAGCUGUCUAAUACAUCUUAAAUUCGGUGAAAUAACGGUAAACAUACAAAUUAUGUAUUUUUUAUGGAAUAUAGGAUUGAUAAUUUGAUCUUUAAAUUAUUAAUUAUAAAUGACCCAAACUCAGUCGAAAAAUUUCCAAGACAGUUAAGAACUGUAUUUUCAUUACACAAUAUUAAUCAUAGUAAAAUGAAUAGCAAUUCCAGUUACAAACUAAUUAUACAUGGAAUGCCAAUAUAAUAAAAUAGAAAGAUGUGGAAAUUUAGAAAAGUUAGAGAAAACAAUAAAGAUUUAGAAUUUAAGCCGUUUUAAGCCCACCAUUGCCUGUUCAAUUUAUUUAUUCCAAGAAUACUACCAAACAAAAAUGAACUUUAUUUUUAAAAAAAUGUCCUAGACUUUCAGUCAUUACACCAAUCCCACAAAACAUACGUUUUAAUGGUUUAUUGUCUGAAAAUGCUUUAUAAAUUUGAAAAGUCUUCACUGUUUUUUU
Molecule: messenger RNA, 2240 nt
Organism: Cimex lectularius (bed bug)
Lineage: Eukaryota; Metazoa; Arthropoda; Insecta; Hemiptera; Cimicidae
Exons: 9
Coding region: 188-1774 (528 amino acids)
Source: RefSeq, a predicted model, not a curated record